GAUUUCUUAAUGAAUUGGAUGAUCUUCCUUUCUUCUCUUCUCUGCAGCACCUCUUGUGUGUGUGGAUAGAGAACACUGAAUCUCUUUGAUCUCUACCAUUUCUUAAAGUUACCAAAUCUUGCACAGUUUUGAUUGAUGAUCUCACACACACACACACACACAAAAAGCAGGAAGCGUUUAUUGCUUGAUUUUGAUGAGAUAGUUUAGGUUGGGUGCAGAGGAGGAAAUCGAUCAACAUUGAAGAAGCAGAAGAUCGGUGGGAAAAGCAGAAAUGUCGUCUUCAAUGGUGAAAGGGAUGCUGACAAGGCCCACACCAGAUGCUUGUAACAAGUACCAAAGGGUGUUGAAUGGGAAUAAGUAUUAUGGGCAGCAAGAAACGCAGAGUUGCAGGGAUUCGUUGGGUGAGCAGUGUGGCAGACUUGGAGGUGGAGGUAUCAAACUUCAUAGAACCAACCUAUCAAAGAGGAUCAUGACUUGCAAAACCAGGAGACACGCAGCUCUCAUACGGAAUCAAGCUAUCCUGACUCCUCCCACAACACCUACCACCAGAAAGCGCGUGUUUACAUUUGGAAAAGGAAAAAGUGAAGGCAACAAGGGCAUGAAGUCCUUGUUGGGAGGAAAGGGAGCGAACCUGGCUGAAAUGGCAACCAUUGGAUUAUCAGUGCCUCCUGGACUCACAAUAUCAACAGAAGCAUGUCAAGAGUAUCAACAGAAUGGAAAGAAGCUACCAGAUGACCUUUGGGAGGAGAUACUGGAAGGCCUGCACAUUGUCGAAAAAGACAUCGGAGCCUUUCUUGGGAAUCCUUCAAAUCCUCUCCUCCUGUCUGUUCGUUCUGGUGCUGCGAUUUCAAUGCCUGGCAUGAUGGACACGAUUCUCAACCUUGGACUUAACGAUGAAGUGGUUGCUGGCCUGGCUGCAAAAUGUGGCGAGCGCUUUGCUUACGAUUCGUACAGGCGUUUCUUGGACAUGUUUGGAGAUGUUGUAAUGGGCAUUCCACACUCACUGUUCGAGGAGAAGUUAGAAAAGCUUAAAGCAUCAAAAGGUGUUGAACUUGACACCGAUUUAACUGCCGCUGACCUCAAAGAGCUUGUAAAGCAGUAUAAGAACGUCUACCUUGAAGCUGGUGGAGAAACCUUUCCCUCAGAUCCAAAGAAGCAGCUGGAGUUGUCUGUGAAAGCUGUUUUUAAUUCAUGGGACAGCCCAAGAGCUAUUAAGUAUCGGGACAUUAAUCAGAUAACUGGGUUAAAGGGAACCGCUGUAAACAUUCAAACCAUGGUCUUCGGUAAUAUGGGAAAUACUUCAGGAACUGGUGUCUUGUUCACUAGAAAUCCAAGUACUGGGGAGAAGAAACUUUAUGGGGAGUUCUUGAUCAAUGCUCAGGGAGAGGAUGUGGUUGCUGGAAUCAGGACCCCUGAAGAUUUGGAGACUAUGAAAGGUUGCAUGCCAGAAGCUUACAAGGAACUUGAGGAGAACUGUGAAAUUCUAGAGAAACAUUAUAAGGAUAUGAUGGACAUUGAGUUCACUGUCCAAGAAAAUAGGUUGUGGAUGUUGCAAUGUAGGAGUGGAAAGCGUACUGGCAAAGGUGCCGUCAAGAUAGCUGUAGACAUGGUUAAUGAGGGGCUUGUUGAUAUUCGUUCUGCAAUCAAGAUGGUUGAGCCCCAGCAUCUUGAUCAACUUCUCCAUCCACAGUUUGAGGAUCCAUCAGCUUACAAGGACAAUGUAAUUGCGACGGGUUUGCCUGCAUCCCCUGGAGCAGCAGUAGGGCAGAUUGUGUUCACUGCUGAGGAUGCUGAGGCAUGGCAUGCACAAGGAAAAGCUGCCAUCUUGGUACGGACAGAGACAAGUCCCGAAGAUGUUGGAGGUAUGCAUGCAGCUACCGGGAUCUUAACAGCCAGGGGCGGGAUGACAUCUCAUGCUGCUGUUGUGGCCCGUGGAUGGGGGAAGUGUUGUGUAUCUGGGUGCUCCGACAUCUUAGUAAAUGACCAUGAGAAGGUGCUUGUAGUCGGGGAUAAGGUGAUUAAUGAAGGAGAAUGGAUCUCACUGAAUGGAUCCACUGGUGAGGUGAUUCUGGGAAAACAGCCACUUUCUCCUCCAGCUAUGAGUGAUGAUUUGGAAACCUUCAUGUCUUGGGCCGAUGAAAAAAGGCAUCUAAAGGUUAUGGCAAAUGCUGACACGCCUGAAGAUGCAAUAGCAGCCCGAAACAACGGUGCCCAAGGAAUCGGGCUUUGUAGGACAGAGCACAUGUUUUUUGCUUCAGAUGAGAGGAUAAAAGCUGUAAGAAAGAUGAUAAUGGCAAUCACACCUGAACAAAGGAAAGUCGCACUUGACAUGUUACUACCUUAUCAGAGAUCUGACUUUGAGGGAAUAUUCCGUGCAAUGGAUGGUUUUCCUGUAACAAUCCGAUUGCUAGAUCCUCCACUUCAUGAAUUUCUUCCAGAAGGUGAUCUGGAACAUAUUGUCAGUGAACUGACUUCCGAGACAGGCAUGAAGGAAGAAGAAAUCUUCUCCAGGAUCGAAAAACUAUCAGAAGUCAAUCCUAUGCUCGGUUUUCGUGGUUGCAGGCUCGGGAUUUCAUACCCAGAACUGACGGAAAUGCAAGCACGUGCAAUUUUUCAGGCUGCUGUUUCCAUGAGUAACCAUGGCAUUACAGUUCUUCCAGAGAUAAUGGUUCCACUUAUCGGUACACCUCAGGAAUUAAGGCAUCAAGUGAGAUUGAUCAGAAGUGUUGCUGAGAAAGUCUUCUCUGAGAUGGGUUCCUCCCUAAGCUAUAAGGUCGGAACCAUGAUCGAAGUUCCAAGAGCUGCUCUAGUUGCAGAUGAGAUUGCGAAGGAAGCAGAAUUCUUUUCAUUCGGAACCAAUGACCUUACACAAAUGACGUUUGGAUACAGCAGAGAUGACGUCGGCAAAUUUCUUCCCAUAUACCUAUCCAAUGGCAUUCUAAAGAGCGAUCCGUUUGAGGUUCUCGACCAGAGAGGUGUUGGUGAACUCAUCAGGAUUUGCACUGAAAAGGGUCGUGCUGCUCGACCUAACUUAAAGGUUGGAAUAUGUGGAGAGCAUGGCGGGGAGCCUUCUUCUGUUGCAUUUUUCGCUCACAUUGGACUUGACUACGUUUCUUGUUCGCCAUUCAGGGUUCCUAUCGCUAGGCUCGCAGCAGCUCAAGUUGCAGUUUGAAACACGAUGAGUUGCUUCGAGAAGGUUUAAUUUAACUACCUUGCAUGGCUAUGUACAGUGGUAAAUAAAUGUGGUUCUUAAGCUCCUGUACAUAAGAUACGGAGGCUUGUUUGAGGCCAGACCAAGGAAGGCUACUAACAUACGUAUUAUAAUACAACACACAGAUUAAUACAGAAUCUUGAUGAAUAAAACAAGGGAAAAAUUUACCUAUAUUAAUAUUACAUAGUCGUAUAAAAUGUAUCAUGUAAUAAUACCUAUAUCUUGUAAAAUUCAUUGUUAAUUGUGCAUGCAUGUAAUAAUUUAUAUUUUAUAUCACUCCAAAGAUAGCUCUGUAGAGAAUUUCUUGUACAUGUUAUUAUCCUUUUCCAUAAAAA
This is a messenger RNA of Neltuma alba, 3546 nucleotides long. Its product is annotated as pyruvate, phosphate dikinase, chloroplastic. Gene Ontology annotation, molecular function: ATP binding; pyruvate, phosphate dikinase activity; kinase activity. The record is from RefSeq and is a predicted model, not a curated record. Gene Ontology annotation, biological process: phosphorylation; pyruvate metabolic process. The transcript is spliced from 20 exons. The coding region runs from base 272 to 3172 and encodes 966 amino acids. NCBI's taxonomy places the organism in Eukaryota, Viridiplantae, Streptophyta, Magnoliopsida, Fabales, Fabaceae.